AUGGCAAAGGUAGAGAAGGAAUCAUGGCGUUGCGGCUGGUGUUGGAGACUUUGCAAGCAGAGCCACAACCGUUGUCCGGAUUGUGGCACCUACUGGGAGGAUCGAGACACCACCUACGUCCAUCAGGCACGGGGAGCCAGUCCGCGGCGACGGCAGCAGCAAUGGGACAAUGGAGAUAUGAAUACAUGGAAUCAAUGGUCGAAUCAAUGGCCUCAUCAGCGACAGCAGAGACCCAAGUCGCCAAGGAGGAGUCAAAGUCGAGGUCGCAAAGGCAACGGCAAGGGGAAAGGCAAGGCCAACACGUCGUACAAUACGACCGAGCCUCAGUUUGGCCCAGCAGCCCUCGGGAUCCAACUUCCGGCACCGCCUUGGCAGCCGACACCUUCGACUGCGAGCACUGUGGCUGGCGCAGCUCCUCCUCCAGCCCCAGCAUCAACAAGCGAUGCUCAGCUCAGAGGCUUUUUGAACGAGAUGAAAAAGAUCCCGGAUAUGCCUGCAGAUGCACAUGCUAUCAUGCAGAAGUAUGCCAAGAAGCAGCGCUCCGCUACCACCAAGACCAUGCAUCAGUCGGUGACGGACCUCAGCGAAGCUCGGGAGGACUUGGAUCAAGCCCGUCUUGCUCGACAUCGCCUGCAUGGAUCCUGGAGAACGUUUCUUGGAGAAGCCUUGGAAAUGUGGCAAGCAUAUACCGAGGGGUUCAAACAGCAGGAGGCUGCCCUUUUGGCACGAAUCGAAGAAGCUCAGCAGAACCUCCACUCUGCCAAGGAGGUCUUCGAGGAAUGCCGCAGCGCUCUCAUCGAUUUGUCCAAGAGCGACCAGCAGCUGAUCGAAAGUGCCGAAGCGGCGAUGUCUACCGAGCCUGUGGACGAUCCCGCAGUUGCCCGGCUUCAACAAGACUUGGACUUGAUGCAUGGCCAUCUGACCAAUUUGAAAAGCAGUGCAGAAGCCAUGGCCGUCGACUCCAACAACUCUGCCAAGAGACCCCGCCUGAACGAGCCCACAGAUCUCACAGGCCUGGUAGCCUCGGAAGUGAGCCAUGCUGCCAUUUUGGCCUGGACUCACUCAAUUUGGGAGGAACCAACAUUCACCACGGUUUGGCAGGCAUCUUUCCGUGCAUUGUGCUUGUCGUUUGACCUUGGUACAUUGCAGCCCAGCCACCGUCAUGCAGUUGAGCGCCACACUUCACGCCCUGCUUUGGGAAGCAGUCGACAGGUGAAGUUCAAUCCAAUUGUUUCCGUUGCGCUUAGCCCUGACGUUGAUUGGACGCUGCACAGUUUUGAUAUCUCUGAGGCAUCGCUUUCUACAUGGAUUGAUAAGCCCUGGAGUGGAAAACGUAUCAGCAAGCCACGUUCCCAUCGCAAUGCUGAUGAUCGACAUUUUCCUCUACGGCAUCUUCCAGUUGAUGGACAAGCGCAUGAUGCUCAGCAAGAUCAGCCCCCUCCACCUAUUGGACCAUUUUUGCACGAAGCUCCGCAAUCGAUCCAAGACCUCUUUCAAGCCUUCAUAGCAGAAGAUCUCAUUGAGGGUGAAGAACUUCUUGAGCCUGUUCGUCUUCGUAGUUGGUAUGUCCAUCACCGUAGGGUACCUGAAUGGAACACACCCCGAGUCCAAGAACUUCAAGGGCAUUGGCGCUUUUGGGCAGCUGACAUCCUUGCUGGUUGGGAUGACCAAUUGUAUCAGGAUGAAGAUGUUGCGUUGGCACUGGUGUUUCCCAAUCCACCACGAACCAAUGAUGUGAUGCGUCCAGUGUUGUUUGAUCUGCUAGUGAUUCAAGGACUUGACCUGCCCCGACGUGCUUGUCUGGCCACAGUCAUCAGAUUCCAAGAUCCUCAACAACGCGCUGAACGUUCGCUGGCUGUCUCACUUCCAUACCUUGUAAGUGCCAAGUAUGUUGCUGCCCGAGCACAUCCUGUACAAGACUGCCGCUUGGACGAUUGUGCUGUUCGUCAUGGGCGCACACAGUUACCAUGGAAUGAUGUCCCAACACAUGAUGCCCGUGACGGUCAAAGUUUUAUCAUCCGGCGACUUCCUGGUGCUGCCGCUGCCAGCAGCUCAGCAAUGCCUGCCAUCUCCACUGAUGUUUCUGGCGCUCGGCCAACUGCUGAUGAUAAUGAUGAGCAACGCCAGGACACAAAUGACAACGAUUUGGACUAUGACUCCAAUGUGUCGAUGGCCUCGACAGUUGAUCGACAGUCUGUCUUUGUGUAUCGACUUGCAGCUGCGGAACUUUUUGACUUUCCUUUGGCUGGCCGACUUAUUCCUGGCUUGCUUCGAGGUGAUGAUCCAGAUGCGGCUCCAGCCCGCGUGCCAACCAACAAUGUUCACAUUCGAAGCCAAUCACUCCGUGGAAUCCGCCAGCACAAAAAUGGCGAAGAACAUGAAUUUGAUGACUUUCCUGUUUCUGAAAGGAGCCGACGACCAGCUGCUCUUGCACUGCCUGAUGUGGACUGGACUGGUCAAUGGCAACAGCAGAGUGCACAGCUCAUGCGCAUCGAAGGUGAUCAAGAAGUCAUUGAUGGCCCAUUUUAUUUGUAUUUGCAGACUUGGUUCAUUCACCAUGAAGCUCAUACAAUUUGCCGUCAUCCCCGACCUGUGCGACUGACCAAUGAAGUCAUUUCCUGGUCGUAUGACUUACGACAAACUUGGAGCGAUUUGUUGGAGCGAGGUCGUGCUGUGCGAUUUUAUGUAGUACAGCCCACGCCCAUGCGAGCACCAUUGCAAUCUUAUGCUGGCCAUGUUCUGCUUGAACAAGCUCCUCUGAAUGGCCGUGCUGCUGUUGUUGUGUCAACACUUUUCGAGUCAUUGCAAGGGAAUGCCUUGAUGCAAUUUGCCAAAUCGUUUCCACGCUUUGUCACUGCUGAAGAUGUGAUUGAGGAGUCUGAGUUGACGCCCCAUUGUUCCAUUCGACCUUGUUCAGUUUGGAUUGGACCUCGUCAACUGAACAUUGCUGUUGCGACAGAACUCUCAUCGGGCCAAGGCCUACGAGUCCAUGUCAAACCAGUUCCAUAUGAUGGCAGUGACCAGCUGCCGCCACCCAUCGUCUAUGACAAUGCGGAAGGGGUCUCGCUUUUGCAGACCACAUCCCUGAAGAAUGAGUGCUCUACAUGCCAACAUCACACUGACCACGAAGUUCGUCAGACAAUCCAUGAAUGCCAUGUGAGAGCAGCACAAGAUCCACCACCACCUCCACAUGAGGAAGACCAACCCCUCUUUGUGCAGCAGAUGCUGAAUGCUGUGCGUUUAUGGCGGCAACAACAAGGUGAUCAAACUGAUGGAAUGUUCCAUAUCGCUGUCUGGUACUCGAAUCACAUCACUGAUCGUCGUUCUGAUGUAUAUCGCACUGUACGUCUUGGUGGUGAUUUCAUGAGCUGGCGACGGCGUAUCAUCAAUAUUUGGAGCGAUCAUGUCCUUGCUGAUCAGCCUCUUGACAUUGCUGUCGUUGAGCCCACUCCAAAUGAUGGAAAUGACCAAAUUGUGAUCCAUGUUGUCAUUAUCCAACAGCCGCUUCCUGAGAUUUACACUGUGAUUCUCUCGGUUGUGGAUUUGUGGGGUGAUCCGUGGUAUCCUCGUUUGAUCUGCGACAUCCUUCCCGCUGAUGCAGAUGUUGCUCAGGUCACACUGGCGGCUGGUGUGUCAACUCAAUGUCCUCCUUUUGCGCCCGGAGCUAUUUGCACUGUCUGGCAUGGUGAACAGCGUCUUGUUGAUCAAAUUGGUGCGGUCCUUCAUCAUGGUGCUGCCUUUCAUGUUUCUGUGGAUCUGGACCGUGGCUUCUUAGCCCCUGCCACAUUCCCCAUGUCGGACAUUGAUUCUGUGGAUGCGAUCAACAUGUUGCAAACACGAGUUGUUGCGAUUCAGAACAAGUUGAACACCCUGCUAUUGCUGCGUCAUGACUCUGGUUCAGUACCAAGUGAACCUGUCAUGCAGAAUGAGACUCCUCAGGUGCCACCACAACAACUGGUUCUUGCAGAGCUGAUUCCACAUUGUGUUACAGUUCUUCGUACUCCAUGUCAACGAGUUGAACACUUUGCCAACCAGCUUCUGCUUAUGAACAUUGGCCCAAUUCAGCCCUUUGCCAGUGUUGUCCAGUGGCAUUCACAGACGCAAUUAGCCAGAUGUCAAACCAGCGACUGGACUGGAGCGAUGCCUUUGCGGAUUUGGUUUUACACAGAUGGCGCUUCUUGCUUUGCUCCUGAUGAAGGUGCUCGAACGGCUUCUGCUUCGGUGGUCAUGAUCAUUGAAACUAGUUGGGGAUACCAGUUUGGUGGCUUUCGAGCUUGUCUUGUUCCACAACCUGCAACGGCACCUUUAGCCGAGCAUGUUGCCCUGCACCUUGCUACACUUUGGUGUCUUCAGAUGCUUGAAUGGUGCACAUGGACCUAUGGUAAGAGCAACAUCCCAGUAGUUUUCGCCUUUGAUUGCCUUGCUGCUGGAGCUGCUGCCCAAGGAAGAUGGCUUUGCCAAUACCACGCCAACCUGCAUCGUCGCACGAGGGCCUUGCAGCAAUGGAUUGACUGCCGUUUCCACUGCCCCACAGAGUUUCUUCAUGUCCCGAGUCACCGGGGUGAUCCCUGGAACGAAGCCGCUGAUGCAAUUUGCUGGGCUGCUGUUCAUGGAUGGAUUCCGGCCUUUGACUUUGAAUGUCUUUGCACCACGCAGCUCACACCAUAUGAUGAUGUCGUUGAAUGGCUUUGGUUCUGGCAAAACGCUUGUAGUGGCGUCGUGGGAUACCCUUGCAUUCGUGAUGGUGCUUUUUGCUUUCAGAUUGAGCAUAGCGACCUCCCGGCGGUCAAUGCCUCAGAGCACACUCUGGCUCGAUUUCAAGCUGAUCAACAUGAAGGACCACGCCCGACCUGUGAAGCGACUUUGAGAGUUGCCACUGCCAAUGUCCUCACGCUGUAUCCCAACAAAUCGGCGCAAGGUGGAUUUGUUUCUGCUCGUCAUGAGGCCCUCAUGCACUCGUUUCAUGAGAAAGGGAUUCAAAUUGCUGGCAUCCAAGAAACACGCUCCCGGCUGCAAGGCCAUCAUGAGACGGAGUUUUACCAUGUCUUGUCAGCACCAGCUUUGCAGAAGGGUCACUUUGGCGUCCAAAUUUGGGUUGCAAAGGAGAUUGCACACCAAUCUGGCAUUUUGCAUGUGCGCGUUGCUCACCUUCGAAUUUUACAUCAGUCUGCUCGCAAGUUAAUUGUGCGACUUUCUGUAGAUGGCCUCAAGAUGAUCCUGGUAUCAGGACAUGUUCCUUGCAUGCCUGACGAAGCUGCUGCCCAGCAAUGGUGGCACCAUGCUCUCACAGAGAUCCCAGCUGCCUAUCGAUCUUGGCCACGAAUUUUGCUGAUAGAUGCAAACGCGAGGGUGGGCUCCCUGACAUCCUCUGCAAUUGGGUCGCACCAAGCCAGUGAUGAAAAUGCUCACGGAGAAAUGAUACACCAAUGGCUGGUUGACAAUCAGAUGUUUGCUCCUCAGACCAUGGAAGAACACCAUAUUGGUGAUGCAUCCACGUUUGCGCAUGCUACUGGCACGGAAGGCCGCAUUGACUUUGUGCUCAUCGAUGAAUGCCUCCGCCAUCCUGCUCUGAGAACCUUUGUCAUGGAUAUUGAUUUGACGUUGCAUCGCCCAGAUCACUAUGUGGUUGCUGCAGAUGUCCCAAUUUCUUUCUGGCAAAGUGCACGAGCUCCGCGACCACGUUUGACUCAACCUCAUGGCCAUGAACUGACAGUGACCGCCCCGCCUGCUGUUCCAUGGUCGGUGGAUGUACAUUCACAUGCCGUGCAUAUUCACCGUUGGUUGCAACAAUGUCAACCACGACGCAAGAAUAUUCCGCGGAAGCGACAUCUGCAAGACGCCACGUGGGAGUUGAUUCAAUCCAAGGCGUAUCAUUGGAAACGGGUGCGACAGAUCCGGCAUACCCUUCGGAUCAUGACACUGCGUUGCAUCUUUGACAGCUGGCGUACUGCACCUGCUUCCUCAUCUCUUCCUGAUUCUGGCUCUUGGAUGAAACAUGGGCACUUUGAUCUUGCAUGGCACCUCCGAUGCCAUCAACGACUAUGUGCUACUGUUGCACAACGUGUCCGUCAAGAUGACAAUGAGUACUACCAGAACUUUGCGCAGUGCCAUUCAGAUGAAUCGCUGCCCAAUUUAUGGAAGACUCUGAAACCUCUGCUACCGAAAGCUGCGGCCAAGCGCACCAACAACUUGCGUUGUGUAGGGCCAGCUACAACGGACAUUGUGCAGCAUUUUGAUGGCUUGGAAGCUGGUGAAGUCACACCAUACUCCCACCUUUUGCUUGAUUGUCAUCGUGCACAACAAGAAGCCCUGGCCGAUGCCCCGCUGGUCAUCCCCAUUGCCGACCUCCCAUCGCGGAUUGACAUCGAGCGUAUAUGCUGCAAGGCCAAACGGGGAAAGGCACCAGGCCUGGACCAUGUCACUGCUGAAACUCUCCGCACUUGUGCGCUGCCAGCUUCUGAUGCGUUGCAUCAAUUGAUACUGAAGGCCUAUGUGCAAGGUGCUGAACCUCUUCAGUGGAAAGGAGGAAAGAUGCAUGUGAUACCAAAGAAAGCCUCAAUCCUCAGAGCAGAUGCCAUGCGUGGCAUCAUGCUUUUGACCACAUGUGGUAAAAUCUACCACGCGCUCUUGCGCCAAAUGCUCAUUGGUUGGACAACGAACAUGAAAGUGCCCGCUCAGAUGGGAGGCUUUCAUGGUCAGCAGGCCAGUUUUGCGACCCAUUUGUUGCGCACUUUCUGUGGCCUUGCCACUCGAGCGCAGAUGUCCUUUGGAGUGCUUUUCUUUGAUGUCAAGGCGGCAUUCCACAACAUGAUCAGGGAGCAUGCGUUUGGUGGUUCCACAUUACCGCCUCGUCUCUGUGAAGUUUUGUCUCAAGCCGACUUUGAUGUGGCGCAGCUGUGUCGUGACAUUGCACCGCAUUGUGCCCGGUUUGCUGACAUGCCCAAUUUUGCGCUCCAACAUAUUGCCUACAACAUUACCAUGCUGAACAUCUUGAAUGACAUUUUGCCGUUUCUUCGCCAGUGUGGCCCCAUGAAUGCGGCUGCUGUGCAAUUGCCUAUUUCCUCUCCAUUGAUCACCUGGGUCGAUGAUUUGGCGAUUCCAAUACCAGUGGUACGGGCUGCUGAUUUGGAUGCACAAAUUAUUGCUGUUCUGACUGAAGUGCGCCGCAUCAUGGCUUCCUAUGGCCUGCAAUUGAACAUGCAAGCAGGCAAGACUGAAUUGGUCUGCCAAUACCAUGGACCCGAUGCUGUUGCUUGUAGGCAUCGACGCUUCGUGGAACAUGCUGGGCAACUUGCGUUGCCGGAUGGCUCUUCAUUGCAUGUUGUCGGUCAAUACCAGCAUUUAGGCACGAUCUUCAGCCAGUCCAUGUCCUUGCACAACGAGCUGACUGGGCGUAUUGGCAAAGCUUCGGCGGCCUUUCGGCAAAUGUCACGAGCCAUUUUCAACAACAAGAAGAUCGCUCCUGCAGUGCGCUUACAGUUGCUUGAGUCCCUUGUACUCUCCAUUGUGUUCUAUGGAUCGGGAACUUGGCCACUGCUCAACCAUCGCAUGUACACGAAGCUUGCUCAUGUCAUUACUCAAUGGCAGCGUCGUAUUGUUGCAGAUGCGCUUUCUGUUCGAUUGGCCAAACAUCGUUUGUUGUACGCCUUCAAGAUGGUUCAGAAUGCCCCGCAAGACCUUAUUACCUGUGUUACGGCUGAAGAUGCAUCAGAUGGAGGCUCGCAUUGGUGCCUUGCCCUUCGACAUGCAAUUACAUGGCUUCGGCUUCAUGAUCCAACUGGCAUUGCUCAGACAUCAGUCGACACGACUGCGGAUUUGUUUCAAUGGUUGCAUGACCAUCGACAUGAUGGUCCAUCCUUGGUGCGGAGACUUGUCCGACGAGCUGUCAAGCAAGAUCAGCUUGCCUUUGACCUGAAGCAGAAGACCCGUCAGAUCUAUGAAGCAUGCCGACUACAAGGUGUGGUUUUUGAUCAGGUACCUGAGGAACCUCUUUUAGCCUCCAAUUCGGCAUUUGCAUGCACGUUGUGUGGCCGCGGUUUCAGUUCUGUUCAGGGACUCCAAGCACAUCGAUGGCGUCAGCACCAGAUCAUCUCCGCUGAGAGACGCUAUGUCUAUGACACUACGUGUCGCGCUUGCAAUCGUUGCUUCUGGACUGUUCAGCGCCUUCAACAGCACUUACGUUGGAGUCGUCGACAUGCAGAUGGAUGCUAUUACGUUUUGCAGCGCUACUUUCAGCCGCUUGAUGCCCCUGCACGCUGUGCCAUUCCAGAUUUUGCGCGUGGCAUUUCGCGCCUACCGGCCAGUGCUGUUGAAGGGCCAAUGCCAGAUGUGAUGCCAACCCAAUGGCAAUGUCAGCAACAAGCCCGCAGAGCUCAGCUGAUGCAGCAAUGGCGCCAAUGCGGCUAUCCUGACACUUUGCCAGAUGAUUUCCAACAAAUUGUAUAUGACAAGUGCACGGAAACAACCUUAUGUUGGAGGCAGAACACAAAUCUUGCCGAUCUAUGUGAGGAUCAUUUGAUGCACCAGUGGCUCACGGCUUUGGAUGAUCUUGCAGACGCUGAUGCAGGCUUGACUCACCUGGCUACUUGGGCCUUUCUGUUGUGGGGACAGACGAUCCUCCCUGACUUGGUGGAAUGCACUGAAGAUCCUGACUUCCAGAUCUGUAUGGACAAUGCCUUCUUUGAGGUGGCCAAGCUCUUUGAGAUGGAUGAGCUUUUGACGGCCUUUGAUAAACUUGCACGUGCACGUGAACCAGAUGCUCCCAUGUUGGAUCCGCCUCCUGUGACCACUGACUCUCGUCAGAAGGUGUCCCUUGAGCCCUUUCCAAGUGGGUAUUGCGAUCAAGCACAACUCCUACGACCAGUUGCUCCCCCAGUAUUGACAUGGCCUGAUGCAGCGGCAGUUCCAGUUGUUUUGGGCUACCACGAGAAGCCUACACUGUUUGUACUGCACAUGUUUUCUGGGAGACGGCGAGCCUUUGAUUGCCAUCAUUGGAUCGAAACCCUUGCACCUCUCUUGCUGCCGGAGUUUCAUGUGGUAUCCCUUUCCAUGGAUACAGCCAUUGACACCAAGUUGGGUAACCUUUUGGAAGGAGCAAGCUUCAACCAUGCUGUGGAUCUAGCACGUGGCCAUGCUUUUGCUCUGGGCAUGACUGGGCCACCAUGCGAGACAUGGACGGCAGCUCGGCAUAUUAUGUGCGAAGAGCUGCGAGGUAAAGGCCCCCGUCCUUUACGUUCCUGUCAGCAUGCAUGGGGACUCAUUGGUUUGUCGAUGCGCGAACUCUGCCAGCUUGGAACAGGUUCAGGGCUGAUGCUACACAGCUUGCUUUUGGAGGUAUUGAUCUCAUUAGCUGGAGGUGGCAGCAUUAUGGAGCAUCCAGCGUUGCCGGACAAUGAAGAGUUCGCUUCGAUCUGGCGCACCACGAUCCACCGCCUUUUGAUCAUGCGUGCUCCGAUGGCUCAUUUGGUGCGCAUCGAGCAGUGGCGCUAUGGAGCAAUGUCGGUGAAACCGACCAUCCUGAGAGGCUUAGGAUUGCCCAAACUGGCGAAGUAUCUGCACGAGUGUAGAAAGCCCGGUUUGACGAGACCCACGGCUGUCCUAGCUGGUUUCGAUCGCACCAAAGGGUGCUUCAGAACUGCAGCGGCAAAGGAAUACCUUGCCGGCCUUUGCGAAGCAUUGGUGCGAUCAGCCUUUCAAAGCCUCAGGCUUCGCCUGCAACGCUCUGGCACGAAAUCUGUACAGUGGCAAACCUUCGAUCCCAACGCCCGUUCGUGGGCCCAGGCGCUGGCACAUCGGAGUGAAACUGCAUUUUUGUCAUCUUUCCUUCCUGAUUAUCAACCGCUGUAA
Cladocopium goreaui is the source of this 9846-nucleotide messenger RNA. NCBI's taxonomy places the organism in Eukaryota, Dinophyceae, Suessiales, Symbiodiniaceae. The record is from the annotation of a GenBank genome assembly.